AUGAUUGAUCGUCCUGAAGGUGCUAAAGAAGGAAAAGGAUCGAGCAAAGUAGGAAAAGGACAAGGCAAAGAAAAGAAAGGAUUGGAAAAAGGAGGGAAAGAAUUGGAAAAAGGAGGGAAAGUAUCGGAAAAAGGAGGGAAAGGAUUGGAAAAAGGAGAGAAAGGAUCGGUAAAAGGAGGGAAAGGAUUGGGAAAAGGGGGCGCUAAGCGUCAUCGCAGAUCUCUUCGAGAUAACAUCCAAGGAAUCACCAAGCCAGCUAUCCGUCGUCUGGCUCGUCGUGGUGGAGUCAAGCGUGUCUCUGGAUUGGUCUAUGAAGAGAUUCGUGAUGUUUUGAAGAUCUUCCUCAAGACCGUUAUCCAUGAUGCUUUCCACUAUACCGAGCACGCUAAACGUAAGACUGUCACCUCCAUGGAUAUCGUCUAUGCAUUGAAACGUCAAGGCCGUAAGAUUUAUGGUUUUGGAAGUUAA
Molecule: messenger RNA, 468 nt
Organism: Cotesia congregata
Lineage: Eukaryota; Metazoa; Arthropoda; Insecta; Hymenoptera; Braconidae
Source: the annotation of a GenBank genome assembly